CAAGAGUGUGCGUGGUGGCGUCAUUUCCUGCAGAAGAUGGCGGAGCCGGAGUUGUUGCUGGAUUCCAACAUCAGGCUCUGGGUGGUUUUGCCCAUUGUCUUUAUCACUUUCUUCGUGGGGCUGAUUAGGCAUUACAUCUCCAUCCUCCUACAGAGUGACAAGAAGCUCACGGAGGAGCAAGUUUCGGACAGUCAAAUUCUGAUCAGAAGUAGAAUUUUGAGAGAAAAUGGAAGAUAUAUUCCAAAACAGUCUUUCCUAACGCGGAAGUAUUAUUUUAACAAUCCGGAAGAUGGAUUUUUCAAGAAGACCAAAAGAAAGGUUGUUCCACCCUCUCCCAUGACCGACCCCACUAUGGUGAUGGACAUGAUGAAAGGCAACGUCACCAACGUACUUCCCAUGAUUCUUAUUGGUGGAUGGAUCAACUGGACCUUCUCCGGUUUUGUCACGACAAAGGUCCCCUUUCCUCUGACAUUACGUUUUAAGCCCAUGUUACAGCAGGGAAUUGAACUACUCUCACUGGAUGCUUCCUGGGUGAGCUCUGCCUCUUGGUACUUUCUGAACGUGUUUGGACUCAGAAGCAUGUAUUCCCUGCUCCUGGGACAAGAUAAUGCUGCAGAUCAGUCACGUAUUAUGCAAGAACAGAUGACGGGUGCUGCAAUGGCAAUGCCUCCAGAUACAAAUAAAGCUUUUAAGGCUGAAUGGGAAGCAUUGGAAAUCAUGGAUCAUCAGUGGGCCUUGGAGGAAGUGGAAGAAGAGCUCAUGGCCAAGGAUCUUAAUUUUGAAGGAAUGUUCAGCAAGGAAAUGGAGACAUCGAUGUUUUGAGGCAACUUUAACCAGAAUCCCAAAUUAAAUUUCUCAUAAACUUGGGUUUGCAGUAAGACUGAAAUUUCUCCUCGACUUAAAAAUUCACUUGAAAAUAUUAGAAAUGUCUUUUAAAGCUUCAAGUUACACAAGCCACUGACUUGAUACUUUACUGUGAAUUUGAAAGCCAUUGGCAUAAAGAUACUAAUCAAGAAUAGAUUGUAUUGUUUCUUAUAACAUCCCAGGAAUUGUCUCCCUGUUCAUUCAUAAAAUGCAAGUCACUUCGUCUAAGGUGUCCAUGACCAAACGUGUUGGAUCCCUCCUUUGUUAAAACCAUUGUGGUGUGGGGAGAGUACUAUUCUCAUGUGGGUGAGGGUGUUUUUUGAGAUAAUGUUGCAAUAUGUUAUUUUGGAGUUCUUAAAGUUCAAAUUUAGAAUUUUGGAGUUCUUAAAGGUCAUAAUUUAUCUUCAUCUUGUGUCUAUCAAGUUUUUUUGCAUAUUAAUACUAAGGGAACUGGGGUAAAUAGGAUGGGAAUAUGUGGUUUUCCUUUAACCAUGUUGAAAUUGUGACUGAGAAGUUACAGGUUUUGCAUUAUGCCCAUUUUGAUGAUUUCACUGUAAACUGGUGUCUGGAAAAGAACAAAAAAAAAUAUCUCAUACAAUAUAUUUUAAAUUUAAAUUUAUAAUUUCUAAGCUGAGUUCCUUCUCCCCGCUAACUGCAGAAAUUGAAAUAUCACAAGAAAUUUAACUAGCAAUGUCAUUCAGAGAUGAACUCUGCAUUUGCAUUAUCUUUGCUCUAAUCAUGAAUUAGCUUUUCUAUUCCUGUAAUUUUGCACUUUAUGGUUACAGAUCGGUGGCACUCAGUUCACUGCUUUCUCUGUUAGUGUGAAAGGGAAAUGUGGAGCUGUUUUUAAAAUGAAUAAUUUGUCCACUUUUGGUUUGGAAACAUAACCUUGCUAGGACACUGCGUCAGUGUUUUGAAUAUGCUCUUGUGGUAACAAAAGUAUUUUAAGACAACUGAUCAAUGUGUGCAUUUCUGACAUGAUAUUGCCCAUUUGUUCAAGGGCAAGUAAAAAGAAAACUGAUUACCCUAUUUGUUGCAUCCUGUAAGUUCAGAGAAAAGCUAAACUAUCUGGAGAAAAUCCCAAGAACUUCCUGUCUGUACAAUUGAACUGAUCUCAACCAGGCCAGAGAUAGUUUAAUUCUCAUUCUGCAGGAGAUGCUUUUUUGUUACCACCACCCCCACCUAACAAUUAGGAUGUGUGUGAACAUUUGACACUGACAGAUUUGGAUAAGUGUUUGGUGCACAUUAUGGACAAGUCGCCCAAGGAAAUGCUCCUUAAAAGUUUACAAGUGAAGUAUUGGAAUUGGCCAAGGAUUUGUGUGUCAACAAUUUAAAUAAUUAAAUUGUGAAAAACUUAGAAACAACAAAAAAGACAUAUUAACUGCCAGUAUGAAGAAGGAUUCCAACCCAAAACGUCACCUAUCUAUGUUCUCCAGGGAUGCCUUUUGUGUAUUUCCUUGGCAAACUGAUUAUUUUGCUUCAUCGUAUUUAUUGAGCCACUCAGUUAGAGAGAACUAUAAAAGGUUUUGUUUCAACUGCAUGGUAUGCACUUGGGAUUAAGCCAUCAAGUCCCACCUAUUUCUCAACCCCUCGGUCUGAUUACCUGAGAUAAAGUCGUGUUGUUUCUCGACCAAAUUGCAGUAAAAUGAUGGUCCACUUGUUUCCAAGACUAGUUUUGCAUACACGUUUAACAUCCUUUUAAUGUUUAAUGUUAAUUUGUAAACAAUAUAUUCCAUGGCAUGCUGCUGAUAAACCCAUCCAAUAAAUGGAUGUUUGUGUGUAUGCAUUCUGGUAUGAUUAGUAUCAAAUUUUGCCCUUGCUUACUUUUUUAAAUUUUAUUACUAUAAUGGCUUUGAAUUCUUUCCUGAUGAAGUUGGCUUACAAUACGAUAUGGUGUUUCAGGUACGACUGGCCCUUCAUUUUUUCUCACAGACAAAAGGGUAGUGAGAGGCUAUUUGACACUUGCUUAGCAAUGUUCGAAUUUCUAUGAUAUUUCUAUCAUCUUCCACUCCAUUGCAAAUCAUGUUUCCGAACAUCUAUCUGCAUUUGAUAUACAACUAAACCUGACAAGUUGGGCUUUGACGCUAUAAUAUGCCUAGCUUUGCAUUUCUCGUCUGAGUCGAGCUGUGUCAUCUGGUGAAGGCUCAAUAAAUUGGCCAUUACGAAAUAUGAACAUCAAUAGGCAGAUAAAGUUUUGUGUGUAACUAAUAACUAUAUAACAGCACUGUAUUAACAUUCCAACACAACUUUCAUUCUGAUGAAAGGUCAUAGAAUUGAAAUGUUAACUUUUCUCCAGAGAUGUUGCUUACUCUGCUGGACAUUUCCAACAUUUUUAUGUUUGUACUAACAUUCCAGUAACGGUCUCCUUUCAAGGAUACCCAGAUUAUUAUUAUUAUUAUUAUUUGAUUUGUUUGCAACAAUUAAGUACUUCUGGGCAUGAUGGGGGUGGGGUGCAGUAUAACAUUCUAUCGCCGUUGUACAAAGUUAACAACUUGUACCUUGUUGCUGUUGUAUAAACAUUACUUUUACUUGGUUCUCCUUUGUCAUAGAAGCCUUUCAGAUGAAAGUUACAAGUUCAUAAAGUGUAACAAGAGAUAGCGAGGAGCAUGUAAAAUGUAAUCAUGUGCCCCUGGGGAGGUUUUUAGACUUGCAUUAUUAACAUUUCAUUCUGGAGACUUUCUUUAGCAAAAUUGGUCUUUAUUGUUGGUGUUAUAGGACAGUUUCUUUAAUGGGUUUAAAGCUCAAUUCUGUGUUCAUUUGAUUAAAAAAAACACUUGCUCAUUAAAGCCUGA
Molecule: messenger RNA, 3656 nt
Organism: Amblyraja radiata (thorny skate)
Lineage: Eukaryota; Metazoa; Chordata; Chondrichthyes; Rajiformes; Rajidae
Gene: emc3
Product: ER membrane protein complex subunit 3
Exons: 8
Coding region: 37-822 (261 amino acids)
Biological process (GO): protein folding in endoplasmic reticulum
Cellular component (GO): membrane; EMC complex
Source: RefSeq, a predicted model, not a curated record